Messenger RNA from Cornus florida, 693 nucleotides. RefSeq names its product subtilisin-like protease SBT3.17. Lineage: Eukaryota; Viridiplantae; Streptophyta; Magnoliopsida; Cornales; Cornaceae. Bases 173 to 505 code for a protein of 110 amino acids. The record is from RefSeq and is a predicted model, not a curated record. The transcript has 3 exons.
UUUAUCCUUGAAUUGAGUACUAAAUCUAUCUUCUGAGGUAUAACAAACCUCAUAUGAGUGUAUAUAUAUAUAUAGACGUGUGUAUAUAAUAUAUAUAUAUAACUUGGUCCGCAUAAUUGAUUACGAAAUCAGACCCUUUUGGAUUCGUUAUUCUCGCACAUCAUAUCAAAAAAUGAAGAUGACAAACAGCUUUUUGUUGGUUUCAUUGGUGUUGAUUUGGUCAUCAGUAAUGGCGGACUCACAGGAAACCGUUAACAUGGUUUACACCGAGAAGCCCAAUGGCGAAAACCAAGACUCCUAUAACCUCCAUACCCUUUCUGCCGUCCUCGGCAGCGAGGAGAAGGCGAAGGAUGCGCUAAUUUACAACUAUGAAAGUGUUGGUGGAUUCUCUGCCAAACUUACUCCCGAAGAGACCGCCCAAAUCAAAAAGCAACCCGGUGUUCUUGAGGUUGUCCCAAGUAAGUCAGCCCAGCUGCAAGCAGGAACUCAUAAUCUGAGAGUGUGAAAAACUUUAAAUUCUCAAUGUUUAAAUGACUAUAUCUAUAUGUUCACAGCACUUUGUAUUCCAAGUUAAUGUACACUCAAAACCACUCUUAAUGCGUGUUGUCAAUUGUAUAUUUAGCUUUGUAUAGCAAAGUGCUUGUGUAGAUUAUAUAUAUAUAUAUAUAUAUAUAUGCCAAAUUGCAAUUGUGA